AAUGCAUUCCUUUGAGCUCUUAUUGAUCUCUUCCUUACAUAGCCCCUGGCCUCAAACAUCUUAAACUUUUCAUGCAGAUGGAGUUGCAAAGAGAACUUAGAUUUGAGGAACCUGAGACUUUUCAGGGGAUGACUGAAGCUGAAAAUGUCGAGAGUAAAAUCUGUGUACAAAGGGUUGAAAGCUUAGGCAGGACAAGAGAACCACCCUGUAAAACAACCAUAGGCAAAACAAAGUCAUUAAGUGCCCAAUUCUUGGUCAACAUAGAUGACCUUGUUAACAAUGUUUCGGAUAACAUUCAGCGGCAGAGUCCCAAUUGCAAAGAUAGUGUAAUGGCUCCAUCUCCUGCAGAUCAUGAAGAAGAUCCAGACUCAUGCAGGUCAAAGAGAAUGCAAAUUGGGCCUUCCUUACCCAUAUAUCUCAAGUUCCAGGAUGUAAAAUACAAGGUUGCAGUAAGGAAUUUAAAAGGCUCAGAUAAGGAGAAGCACAUACUCCAUGGAACUACUGGUUCAGUUAAUCCUGGAGAAGUUCUUGCAAUAAUGGGACCAUCAGGAGGUGGUAAAACAACUCUGCUUAAUAUUCUCAGCGGCAGGAUCAAACUUGACAGUGGCAUCAUCGCUUACAAUGACCAACCAUUUAGCAAAUCACUCAAAAAGAGGAUCGGAUUUGUGAUGCAAGAUGAUGUAGUGUUCCCCCACCUGACAGUAAAUGAAACUCUGACAUAUACUGCUCUUCUCCGGCUUCCGAAUACCUUGACACCACAGCAAAAAAAAGAAAGAGCAUGGGAUGUUAUAUGUGAGCUUGGGCUGGAAAGGUGCCAAAACACAGUGAUUGGAGGGAAAUUUGUGAGAGGGGUUUCAGGUGGUGAGAGAAAAAGGGUGUGUAUUGGCAAUGAGAUCUUGCUGAAUCCGUCACUUCUGUUCUUGGAUGAACCAACGUCAGGCUUGGAUUCAACAACCGCUUUAAGAAUUGUGCAGAUGCUACGAGACAUAGCAAAGGGUGGCAAGACGGUGGCGACUACAAUACAUCAGCCCUCCGGUAGACUCUUCAGGGAGUUUGACAAACUCAUUUUGUUGGGUAGAGGGAAUUCUUUAUACUCGGGAAAAGCUUCGGAAGCCAUGCCAUAUUUCUCUUCAAUCGGUUGCUCUCCUCUUAUAGCCAUGAACCCAGCAGAAUUUCUCAUUGAUCUUGCAAAUGGGAACAUAAAUGACAAAACAUUUCCAUCAAAAUCACAGGCCAAGUUGCUACAUGGAACUGGAAACCAGAGUUAUCAAAAUGGAUGGCCCUCUCCAUCUGAUGUUCAUGAGUACCUUGUGGAGGCCUAUGAAGCUCGAGGAGCGAAAACCGAGAAGAGAAAGGUCUUAAAACUUGUGGAGGUAGAAGGUGAGAUGGAGAUGCAGGAGAAGUUAAAUUACAGGGAAAGUCAAGCAACUUGGUGGGAACAGUUCUCAAUUCUCUUGAGAAGAGGCCUUAGGGAAAGACGCCAUGAGUAUUUUAGCUGUAUGCGUGUGACACAAGUUAUUUCUACUGCUAUAAUCAUUGGCCUACUUUGGUGCCGUUCGAAUGCUUCAACUCCACAGCGACUUCAGGAUCAGGCGGGGCUGUUGUUCUUCAUUUCAGUGUUUUGGGGCUUCUUUCCUUUAUUUACAGCCAUUUUCACAUUCCCCCAAGAAAGAGCAAUGCUAUCUAAGGAAAGAUCUGUGGACAUGUACAAACUCAGUGCCUAUUUUUUAGCCAGAGACAUUAGUGAUCUUCCAUUGGAUCUCAUUCUGCCUAUUGUGUUCCUUGUGAUAGUCUAUCUUAUGGUUGGGUUGAAACUGAACUUCACCGCCUUUUCUCUGACAAUGCUCACAGUUUUCCUCAGUGUUAUAGCUUCUCAGGGUCUUGGACUAGUUAUGGGUGCAGCAUUCAUGGAUGUGAAGAAAGCAACAACAUUGGCAUCUAUUGUUGUUAUGACCUUUAUGCUUUCUGGUGGAUUCUUUAUCCAGAAUGUUCCAUAUUUUAUGACAUGGGUGCGCUACAUCUCUUUCAAUUAUCACUCAUACAGGCUUCUCCGGAAAAUCCAGUUCAGUUGCUCUGAUUCAGGUCCUUGUGAUUCUCCUUUAAUCAGAGAACUCAGACUCGAUCAAGGUGGCCUAGAAGUGGGAGCUCUGGUGGCCAUGAUGGUGGGGUAUCGGUUACUGGCUUACUUCCUUUUAAGGAGAAUGAAAUAAAAGACAGUGGCUUAGAUUACAGUAUAUUCGUUCAAUCAUCUGCAUAAGGUCAAGUUAUCUGUUUGAUAAAGACAACAAAUAAAAGAGAGACUGAUUUUCAUCCUCCUUAUUUUGUUGCUCA
Mangifera indica (mango) is the source of this 2331-nucleotide messenger RNA. Its product is annotated as ABC transporter G family member 22-like. The transcript has 10 exons. Gene Ontology annotation, cellular component: membrane. NCBI's taxonomy places the organism in Eukaryota, Viridiplantae, Streptophyta, Magnoliopsida, Sapindales, Anacardiaceae. Bases 72 to 2210 code for a protein of 712 amino acids. Gene Ontology annotation, molecular function: ATP binding; ABC-type transporter activity; ATP hydrolysis activity. The record is from RefSeq and is a predicted model, not a curated record.